Messenger RNA from Funneliformis caledonium, 1710 nucleotides. The record is from the annotation of a GenBank genome assembly. Lineage: Eukaryota; Fungi; Glomeromycota; Glomeromycetes; Glomerales; Glomeraceae.
AUGGCAUCACAAAGUAUACCUACGCCUAUAGAUUCGUUGCAACAAACUCUUUCCAGUAUAUUAGACUUAAAUGAGUUUCCUAUGUCCGUACGUGACCUGGCCAUUAUAUGGAUUCCUGCGGCCAAUGUUUGGAAGAGGGACUUGCAACGCCUACUAGGACUCAUUACAGUUGUAAUCCCCUCAGAUAGAUUCGUUGCAACAAAUUCUUUCCAGAAACUCAUUUUUGUCAAUGCCAUUACCUUAGAUAUUUCAAGCGGAAUUUCUUCCUAUUUCAGUAACACAGAGUUUGAAGCCUGGGGUUAUAUGGGUUGUCUUGAACAUUUAGCAAAAGUGUGUGUGCAUUUGACAUCAGAAGAUCAGGACGAAAUUCUCGGCAAAUAUAGGAAUCAUCUGCGUUCAAUAUCUUCGUCUACAUCAACACUUAAAAGAGCAAAAGACAAAGCCUCUAAGCUGUAUGAUACUGCGGAACGUUCAUUUCAACGCGUAGAAGUUACCUCAUUUUUUAAAAGAAUUGAUACACAGGUUGACACGAAUGCAACCGAGGGUCUUUCGAAACUGAAGGCACGUGCGUAUGACAGAUAUAUAGAAAAUACGGAUGAAGAUGAUCGUUCAUCCAAACGCCCUAGACAAGAGACAAUAAUUUCAGAAGAGGACAAAAAACAACCUGACGCAAAUACAAUACCCAAAGCAGAUGAUGAUAAUUUUGAUGAGCGAAAGGAUGACAAAGAUACAGAAAGAGUCGAAGAGGAAUCACAUUCAUCCAACUAUGUUAUGGAUGUCUUUUCCGAGUCUUGUUCUCGGCAACAAACAUCAAGUGAUUCGUUCUUAUUACCUCUUUUAGAGAAUUAUCGUGCUAAAGAAACAACCUCACUUUACAACCCAGCACACAGUUUUAUUAUAGAUCUGUCUCCGACUUCAAAAAUAAAAGGUGAAUUUAACGAUAAGCAGUGGACUGAGUUAGUCGGAAGAAGACCUGAUGCGGUCCGGAAGAUUUACCAUCACGAGAUCGAGCCUAUUAUCUCCCACUUGUUUGGACAAAAAGCGGAUCUAUCACAAGCUCGUAAAAGAUGGUACGAACUUAGAAAUUUGGCUACUCCUAAAUAUGACGAUAGUUUUUCAUAUGCAGAGGUUGGUUGGGAAAAAAUAAAGCGUUGGGUAGAACGAGUAACGGGACAAUUUCUAGACGCAUUUGAGUCCCUUCGAAAUCCGCUACAAAAUGACUGUCAUGAACGAGAGUGGACUGGCGACUAUAUCAUCCCUUUAAUACAAGGAGCUCUGAAAUUAGAUGGAAGUUAUGUCCCAUGGGGAGAGAUUUCUGUCCUCGCAACCCAGCGCCGUCGAAAUAAUGACAAGGAUAUACUUACCGAACAAGUUGAGCGAAGUCAUCAGGUGGAUCUCUUAUGUAAUUAUGAGCAAUACGAGGUUGCUUGCGCGCUUGCUUGCGGUGGACCAUAUACCUACGAUCUAACUAAACUCGCCUCAGAUGAAUUUAACCUUCCAAGAAUUAUGAAGGAUAUGCUCGAUGACUUAGAAUUAAAGCUCCUGUAUGCCGGAAAGAACGGAUUGCAUCCAUAUAUUCUUGGGAUCCAGACAUAUAUGACAGAGGUUCGAGUCUACCUGAUGGAGAAACGUGAGAGUAGCAUGGAACAUUCGGAUAAUAAGAAGACUCAGCGAACGCCACCAAAACAGCCAAAGAAAAAGAAAGCAUAA